CUUAUGUGCAGUGCACCAAUAAAAUAUAGGCUAGGUGCUUUUUGUUGCUUCUCCCCCUAGUUUUUCUUCUGAUUUUGUCAAUGUUUGGUAUGAAAUUCACAAAAGGUCCAAGCAGCCUUGCAGCUUUAUCACAGAAAGUUUGUUUUUCUGUGUAAUUGGUUGUUUAUUUUAAACUGGGGGUGAACUGUUAGCAAAGCUACUUAAGUAAGAUAUUGCAGAAACAGUAGCUGCUUAUCACUGUGAUCAGUUUGGUGCUUAGACCUUAAUUUCCUUGGGAAUGUUGUUGCUGCAUUAUCUGUGUGAACUGUGGAUAUAGAAGGAGUAAUAACUAGGUUGGUCUGACAUAAAGACUGUCUUCUAUACAGGAUAAAUGUGAACAAGUUAAAUGCUUUACUGUUAAAUAAAUGCACGAUAAAAAAAAAGAAGCCAUACUCUCUCCUCUAGACCUAGAGUUAUACUGUUACUUUCUAGCAUUUUGCAAACUGUAUUUUUUUUUCUGAGCACAGUAACACCGUUGUUCUUAACAAUAUAAGGAGUAUGGUUCUAAAAAGUUAAUGCAUAAUAAUAGAUGCAGUGCAGAUGUCAUGUGUGAAUUUACUUUAACAGAAAGAAAAACACACCACUCAUACCUAACCUAGAAUACAGAACAUCCUUAAAUGCUCACAAUGUACUCUGGAAGAUUUUUAUCUUGUAGUAAGUAUUUGCAGAGCUGACUCUUUGCAGGGUUGAUACCCAAAAAUAUUGUGGUUCAGGAUCCACCAAAAGGAAAUUAACUUUAUUUGACCAACAAAUAUAAAAUUUACCAGUGCAUCUUUCUCCUGUAAAAGAGCAAUUGAAGAGCCCAAUCAUCCUGAAUGCACAUUAUAAUGUGGUAGGUUUUAUUCAACACUCCAAAUGCCCUUGUGGAAGGCCAGUCAGUAUUCAGCUUAAAAAUUCCCCACAUAUUAAGUAAAACUGCACAGAUAACUGAUAAAGGAUAGACAUUCAUUGUUACUGGUAGAAAGAUAUUCCUCACAAAUCCAAAGCUUUUUUCUGACCCACCAGCCCUCCAUAUUUAAAUGAAACCAGUACAGUAGGUAAAAGAUUUCAGGAAGUAAUACUCAUAGCUUAUGGAAUAGUAAAAUCUAACUCCUGUGACCUGUUGCUGGGUUACUAUGCCCUGCCAGAUCUCAUCAAUACCUCAUUUUUCUGUCUUUCAUCCCUGAAUGGCUUGGAUGAUCUUAAUUCAUCUGUGGUAAAAUCCUUAUGUAUUUGUCUUCAAAACAGCCCCUCACCAAACAGGCUUGCAAGUAUUUUCUCUUCAUACACUUCCAGAUACUAUAGUGGGUGAGAAGGGUGCUCUGGUUAAAACUAGCAAAAUUAGAAACAUUCACUGUCUUGGUGUUGUUUUUGUGAGUAGAAAAUUACUUUAUGAUUCUUUGGAGUCAGUCUAGGUUCUGAAGAGAGGUUUCUGAUAGCUCUGCCUAGUUAUUGCUUAUAAAUAUUGUGGCUUAUCAGUUGGCAACCUCAUCCUCUUAGGAAGUUGCAGGUUUGCUGUCAAGAAGUAAGCCAUGUUGGCCUUAACAGAGAGUGUGUUGAUCUUAGUAGUGAUAAAGGCAUCACUUUGUGCAGUAAUCUGGAUUUCUGUGCAAGUAGACAAGCAAAAUGUUUGCCUAAUAUUUCCAAGAAACUUUGAAGUCCUGGUUUUAUAAGUUCCACUGAUCUGCCUCACAUUUUCUUUACUGUCAUGUCAGAGCCUACCAAAAAAUUACUUUAAAAAAUAGAAGGGUGUGUUGUGGGUCUUUGUUUGAUGUCAUUUUCUGCAUAACAGAAUAAGCCAUGUGAAACUAAUACUAUAGAGUUUACUCUGACCUUUUUUUCUAUCAGCAGCAACCUUCAGUGUCACUUGCUUGUCUUCAUAUCUGGUUGCUGAACACAUGGAACUCCUCCCUUUAGUCAGUUAUCACCAUGACAGCUCCUUUGAAGGAGGCUAUGCAAUGAGUGUUCGCUGGUUCCUAUUUUUUCAACUAGUCAACAUUUCAAAAGAAACAAAAAAGAGCAGCCACUUGGCAACUGUGCUAUUUUCUACUUGGUCUGCUGGCAUAAUCAAUGUGAGAGUUUCAGUUAGGGAACCUUAUUGUACAUGUGAUUUGUGAUUAAAUUAAUGAAGACAUGUAUGUUGCUUAGUUCAAUAGUUUUCAGUUUGCUUUAGAUAGUAGUAUUUGCUUUUCAUUCAACAGUUAUGGCUGUUGGAAGUAAUUACAGUGAAACCUGUGCUAGUUUGAAUGAAGAAGAACUGAAGAUAAAUUCAAGCCACCAGACAGAAACAUAUUAGGAGUUUAGCUGUACAGUCCUCUUCCUUCUGUGAAUAUUUAUAUCUGCAGUUCAUAUGUACUGUUCCAUCCAUAACUGAGAAAUUGUCUGGACUCAUGGAGACUGAGCUGGCAUGCAGUACUGUGCUUAUAAUCAAUGCUUUUGUCCAUCUCCAGCUGCCUUGGAGACCAACCAGCUUUUCCUGACAGGAAAUAACCUGGGUUUUAUUGGAUUUUUCCCUGCUGCUUCACAGCUUGAAUCACCAGUGCUGCCAGGCUGUUAAUAAUGUCAUUCAUUUUUAGCUAAUAAGUAAUGUCCUUAUGAGAUGUGCCUAUGGCAUAGAUCAAUAAUUUUGCACCAGAAAGUUUUUCACUUUCUCCUCUGGUUUCUUAUAGUUUCUAUAGCUUCAAAUUAAAGAUCCAAAUCCUGUAUCUUUCACACACUUGCUGGCUGGACUGUAACACAAGGGAAAGAUUACAAAUAAAUCUUGGCUAAGAGGGACAGGCUUCAGCUAUGCAUUUUUUGUACACUGAAUUCUUCCUUAUAAGUACACUAUUGUAUUUACACCUCAAGAACAAACUGAAACAAAGCUUUCCAUGUGUGUGAAGGUGGUAAGAGGCAUCAAACCACCUGUCAGGUGUUAGAAAUACUGCUUACAGCAGUGUGCAAUAGGGAGGCUGGCUGCUGUCUUCAUCACAGAAGUGAUACAAGAAGCUCAGUAGAAUGGAUCUAAACUUCAGGACUUUUUCAGCACAAUAUGCUUUUUUGUCUUCAGAGACAUUAUUUGCUAGUAGUUUUGCAGCAAUCCUAUGAAUGGUUGCUGUAAGUGUGUGGUUGGUUCUUGGAAAAUGAUGCUAUAUAAAUGUCAUUGUUUGUUGUGGUUUUCAUAUCAAGUUUGUUCAGUUUUCAAUUAAGAUGUGGUUUUUUCUAGCUCUCAGUCUUCCAAGCUUGGCUUGACUUUUUAAAAUUAAACUUUGUUCUUGGCUCAAGAAAUUUCUUUGCAGAUUUAAGUUCAACAGACUAAGUUGUGGUCCAGUGUAAUUUUCAUACUUUGUGAUACACCUUCAAAAAGCUAUACAGGCUGUUCCAUGGCUGAUCCUGCACCUGGGAUUCAAGAGCUCUGCUCAUCAGCAAAUGUACUUCUAAUUAAGACUUACACUAUUUUUCUUUUAGACCAACAAUAGUGAAGAGUAAAACUAAAUGAAUGUUUAUAAAAUUUAAAAUUAAAAUAAAUUCUAAAAUUUCUCAGUUAAGAAGAAAUCAAAUUUGGGGGUUAUUUUGGUUUCUGCUUUGUUUGGGGUUUUUUUCCCCAAUAAAAUUGCAUAGUUCUCAGAUCAGAUCUUUACUUCAGUCCAUUGCUACCUCAAAAACAGACAACUGGAAGCUUCCAUACAGUGACAAGCAUGAAUAAUAAAACCCAAACCAAACAGGAGUUGAAGGAUUGUGUGUAAGAAUUAGCUGCUGUUGGCUUUCUGGCAGUUUCCAGUGUCAUUACCAUGUCAGCUCCUUUCUUUAUGGGGAAAGUUAUCGACAUUAUUUAUACAAAUCCCAGUGAGAAUUUCACUGACAGCCUGACCAGCCUGUGUGCCUUGCUGAGUGGAAUCUUUUUAUGUGGUGCUGCUGCUAAUGCUACACGUGUCUACCUCAUGCAGACUGCAGGACAAAGAAUUGUGAAACGUUUGAGAGCAAACAUGUUCUCCUCUAUUGUGAAGCAAGAAACGGCUUUCUUUGACAAGACCAGAACAGGAGAGCUGAUAAACCGCUUAUCUUCAGAUACAGCCCUUUUGGGCCGCUCAGUGACUGAAAACCUUUCUGAUGGGCUCAGGGCAGGAGCACAAGCGUCUGUGGGGGUUGGAAUGAUGUUUUUUAUUUCCCCUAGCCUUGCUGCAUUUGUUCUGAGCAUUGUGCCACCCUUGGCUGUCCUGGCUGUGAUUUAUGGCAGAUACUUGCGAAAGCUUACUAAAGUUACUCAAGAUUCUCUUGCAGAAGCAACACAGUUAGCUGAAGAGCGUAUUGGAAACAUCAGAACAGUUCGAGCUUUUGGGCAAGAAAUGGCUGAAAUGGAGAAGUAUACAAAUAAAGUUGAUUAUGUGCUACAGCUGGCUAGAAAAGAGGCACUAGCUCGGGCAGGCUUCUUUGGAGCAACUGGCCUUUCUGGAAACUUAAUUGUCCUCUCAGUGUUAUACAAAGGAGGAUUACUAAUGGGCAGUGCCUACAUGACAGUUGGUGAACUCUCCUCUUUCCUAAUGUAUGCUUUCUGGGUUGGCAUAAGCAUUGGAGGUCUAAGUUCCUUUUAUUCUGAGCUUAUGAAAGGACUAGGUGCUGGUGGACGUCUUUGGGAACUUAUUGAAAGGAAGCCCCAACUUCCAUUUAAUGAGGGAAUCACAUUAGGCAAAGAUGUAUUCAGAGGUGCUUUGGAAUUCAAGAAUGUUGAAUUUGCAUAUCCAACACGUCCAGAAGUAUCAAUUUUCAAAGAUUUCAGCCUUUCCAUUCCAGCUGGCUCUGUUAUGGCUCUCGUUGGCCCAAGUGGUACAGGGAAAUCAACGAUUGUAUCCCUUCUGCUGCGGCUGUAUGAUCCUAUCUCAGGUACUAUCACCGUUGAUGGCUUUGAUAUCCGUCAGUUAAAUCCACUGUGGUUCAGGACAAAGAUUGGAACAGUAAGUCAGGAACCAAUUCUCUUCUCCUGUUCUAUUGCUGAAAAUAUUGCCUAUGGUGCAGAGGAUCCUUCUACUGUGACUGCAGAGGAGAUUCAGAAAGUUGCUGAAAUAGCUAAUGCUGCUAGUUUUAUCAGAGAUUUUCCAAAAGGGUAUGACACUGUAGUUGGAGAAAAAGGAAUUUUGCUUUCAGGUGGACAGAAGCAACGAAUUGCAAUUGCUCGAGCUCUGCUCAAAAAUCCUAAAAUUCUUCUGUUAGAUGAAGCAACAAGUGCUUUGGAUGCUGAAAAUGAGUAUCUAGUGCAAGAAGCUCUGGACCGGCUGAUGGAAGGGAGGACAGUCCUCAUCAUUGCUCAUCGUCUGUCUACUAUUCAAAAUGCUGAUUCCGUUGCAGUCCUUGGCCAGGGUAAAAUUCUUGAAUGUGGGAAACAUGAGGAACUACUUGCAAAUCCAAAUGGACUUUUCAGGAAACUAAUGCAGAAACAAGCUGUUCUUCAGAAUAAUGAUACUUUUGCAUUGGAUUUACAAUCCAGAGAAAAGGAUAUAUUAAAAGAAAAUGUAUGAGACAAUGUAUGAAUAAUUACAAACUUCAAAGACUAUAACUUAUGUUUCAGUUAUGUAAAUGUUAUAUUUUUCCAAAAUGUACAAAAUAUUCUUUUGAAACUUAAAUGUGUUUAAACUUUUUAUUGAAAGCUUUUUAAUAACUAUUGUAACUUUUAAAAAUAUCUGUCACACUGAGAUAAUUUCAGGGCAUAGACUUUUCUGCUUGUGUUACUUUGAGGCUCUCUAGAAUCUUGUUUCCUGUAAUGCACUGUAUGAAGAUGUGCUCCAUUCUUGAGUAAGUUUAGUAUUUUAAAGGUAAUUAAAUGACAAUCUUAUCAUUUUCAUAUCAUUGUCUCUCUCUUUCCAAGGAACUUUCAUGUUUUGUGCUUGUCAGUAGUCUUAAAAUGCUGGAAUUCAAAAAUGUAUGACACUAACACACUUUGAAAGUUCUGUCUGACUUCCACUGCACUGUGCUUCCAGCUGCUCUUUGUUCUGAAAUGUGAUUAUGUGUUCUGAACUUGACUAUGAUCCCCAUCUACAGUUCCUGUGGAGAAUUACAUAUUAAAACACAUUUUAGAGAGUAUGAAAGCACAAGUUGGAGGAAAGUUCUUUAAUAAAACAAACAACCCAAUGGAAAAAAAGGCAACCAAACAAAAAAACUGACUUUACAAAAGGACAAAGGAAGUGUAUUACUAUAUGGAGUCACACAGGAAAAUCUAAAAUUUGCAUGCGUUUUCUUCCCUUUUCUAUUUUCCCAUUUCUUUAGUUUCAUUUCCUUUCUAUGAUGACAUCUGAAAGAACAUGCCCUCCCACAUAUGUUUUUGUCCUUUUAAAAGGCAUAUGUAAGUUUUGUAUUGUUAAUUAAAAUUUCAGUGAUAGAAA
Messenger RNA from Agelaius phoeniceus (red-winged blackbird), 6371 nucleotides. The record is from RefSeq and is a predicted model, not a curated record. NCBI's taxonomy places the organism in Eukaryota, Metazoa, Chordata, Aves, Passeriformes, Icteridae.